AUGAGAGAGAACCGAGUAGAAGAUGACGAGAAACCGGAAAAGUCACAAUCGGAUUCCAACAGCAACAGUAACUCAGAAACAGCCAGCACCUACUCAUACCGGGAACGACUCGAUGUUCUCGAACAUGCUUCUUCGAGAGCCAUCUCGCGGAUCGUCUCCGAAGUACGGGACGGGAUCGAAUCAAGACGAGACCUCGAUCUGGAGCAGGCGCAACCGGAAGACAAGACGUCCACUGUGAACGAUCCGAACCUCGUAACCUGGACCGGAGCAGAGGACCCCGAAAACCCCAAGAACUGGGCUAUCUCUAAGAAAUGGGGCGUCGUCUUCAUCGUCUCAAUGUUCACCUUCGUGUCGCCCGUGUCCUCGUCCAUGGUCGCGCCAGGCCUCACUGCCAUCGGCAAAGAAUUAGACAUCCCCGAGGCCUUCAUGCAAAACAUCGUCCUCUCAAUCUUCGUCCUAGCCUACGCCCUAGGCCCCCUGGCCUGGGGUCCCCUCUCCGAGAUCUACGGCCGCGUGCCCAUCCUGCAACUCACCAACCUCGGGUUCCUAGGCUUCACCCUCGGCUGCGGCUUCGCCAAGACCCGGGGGCAACUAAUAGCCUUCCGCUUCCUCUCCGGGCUCGGGGGCUCCGCAUCCCUCGCCAUCGGCGGCGGCGUCCUCGGAGACUUAUUCGUCGCCGAGCAGCGCGGGCGCGCGAUGUCGAUGUACAGUCUCGCGCCUCUCCUCGGCCCCGCCAUCGGCCCUAUCGCAGGCGCUUUCAUAACGCAGACCACGACGUGGCGGUGGGCGUUCUGGGCGACGAGUCUUGCCGACGCAGCGAUCCAGAUCGCGGGGUUGUUGUUUUUACGCGAGACGUAUGCGCCGGUGCUGCUGGAGCGGAAGAAGCGCGUGACAGCGCGGGAAAGCGGGGUUGUUGCCGCGACGCUGCGGACGCCGUUUGAUGAUGAUGCGCGGACGAGUCGGAGUGUCUGGAGUGCGUUGGCGACGGCGAUGACGCGGCCGUUUAGGUUGCUUGUUACGCAGGUGAUUGUGCAGUGUAUUGCGCUGUAUAUGAUGUAUGUGUACGGGCUGAUGUACCUCAUGCUCGCGUCUUUCCCGACGCUGUUUACAUCCCCUGCGCCUGCUGGGUAUGGGAUGAGUGUUGGGAUCGGGGGGUUGAACUAUAUUUCCCUAGGCCUGGGAUUCUUUCUUGGUGCGCAGAUCUGUGCGCCGUUGCAGGAUCGCAUAUACGUGUACCUCAAACAACGGUACGGACACGGACAGCCGGAGUACCGUGUUCCUAUGAUGGUGCCGGGAGCGGUGCUGAUUCCCACCGGAUUGCUGAUUUAUGGAUGGACGGCCGAGUACAGAACGCAUUGGAUCGGACCUAACAUCGGGGCCGUGUUGUUCGCCGCGGGUGCCAUAAUAUGUUUCCAGUGCCUACAAGGGUUUUUGGUGGAUUCGUAUCAACGGUACGCCGCGAGCGCCGUUGGAGCCGCCACAGUGCUACGGUCAUUGGCCGGAUUUGGGUUUCCGCUUUUUGCCCCGUCGAUGUACGACCGUCUUGGCUACGGAUGGGGUAACACGCUUAUGGCGCUCUUGGGCGUUGCAAUAGGCUGGCCCGGACCUUUCCUGUUGUGGAAAUACGGCGAGAAACUUAGGCUGAGGAGUCCGUUUGCUGCUGGCGAUUAG
Annulohypoxylon maeteangense is the source of this 1671-nucleotide messenger RNA. Its product is annotated as MFS general substrate transporter. Gene Ontology annotation, biological process: transmembrane transport. The transcript has 3 exons. Gene Ontology annotation, molecular function: transmembrane transporter activity. The record is from RefSeq and is a predicted model, not a curated record. NCBI's taxonomy places the organism in Eukaryota, Fungi, Ascomycota, Sordariomycetes, Xylariales, Hypoxylaceae. The coding region runs from base 1 to 1671 and encodes 556 amino acids.